Molecule: messenger RNA, 567 nt
Organism: Solea senegalensis (Senegalese sole)
Lineage: Eukaryota; Metazoa; Chordata; Actinopteri; Pleuronectiformes; Soleidae
Product: lysozyme C-like
Exons: 4
Coding region: 39-470 (143 amino acids)
Biological process (GO): defense response to Gram-positive bacterium; defense response to Gram-negative bacterium
Molecular function (GO): lysozyme activity
Source: RefSeq, a predicted model, not a curated record
CAGCAGCUUUUGGGGGAAAAACAUUGUCAUCGUUCAUCAUGAGGUGUCUGGUGUUUCUGCUCUUGGUCGCACUUAGUGGCGCCAAAGUCUUCGAGCGCUGUGAAUGGGCCCGACUUCUGAAGAGGAGCGGGAUGGACGGCUACAGGGGCAACAGCCUCGCCGACUGGGUUUGCCUGAGCCAGUGGGAGUCUCACUACAACACCCAAACCACCAACCUCAACACUGACGGAACCACCGACUACGGCAUCUUCCAGAUCAACAGCCGCUGGUGGUGCGACAAUGGCCAAGGAGUCACGGUAAACGCGUGUGGAAUCAAGUGCAGCGAACUCCUGACGGACGACGUCACUGUGGCGAUCGAGUGUGCCAAACGAGUCGUUCGGGAUCCCAACGGCAUCAGAGCCUGGGUUGCCUGGGUACGUCACUGUGAGGGUCGUGACCUGAGUUCCUACGUGAGAGGAUGUGGAGUUUAACUGAAGUCUGGAACCUGCAGAGCCAAGUCUCUUAUUCAUGGUUAUAAAUUCAUGAUGCUUAUUUUAAAACCACAAUAAAAUGUUGAUUUGACAAAGA